Molecule: messenger RNA, 978 nt
Organism: Ctenocephalides felis (cat flea)
Lineage: Eukaryota; Metazoa; Arthropoda; Insecta; Siphonaptera; Pulicidae
Gene: Ttc19
Product: tetratricopeptide repeat protein 19 homolog, mitochondrial
Exons: 4
Coding region: 106-978 (290 amino acids)
Biological process (GO): mitochondrial respiratory chain complex III assembly
Cellular component (GO): mitochondrial inner membrane
Molecular function (GO): protein binding
Source: RefSeq, a predicted model, not a curated record
AUACAACAGCAAACUAAAUUUAAAUUCAAUGAUGGCAACUGUAAACUUAAAACCAGUCAUGUUUCUGAAUAUACAAAUUCAAACAACAGCAGGAAUUACUUAAUUAUGCUCGGUACUAGUAUUUUCACAUGGCUUGGAUUUUCAACAGAAGUUGAGGAAGAAGAUGAAAUGAUCAUGGUCAUUAAAAGAUCAAUUUUAUGUAUACAGAGAGAUGAGCUUGCAAAGGCUGAACAAAUGUUGCAUGUAGCAUUACGUAUGGCACAACAAAAACAAAAUACAUUAGGAGUUACUUAUAUACAUGAUAUAAUGGCUAAUUUAGCACUAGAUCAGGGCCAAUUAGAUAAAGCGGAAAAGUUGUUUGUUAGUGUUAUGCAACAAUUGUUGCAGCAAGGUACUUCACAAGAUGAUUUGAAGAUGCUGCACAUAAGUUUAAAACUGGCUCGCAUUUAUUACUUACGAAAAGAAUUAGAUAAAGCAGAAUUAGGUUUUGAAUGGGCUUUGAAGGGUUUGAGUAAACAUGUAGCAGGACUAAAAGAAGCAAACAAUGAUGUUUUAGGUUUAUGGGGAAUGGCACGAUACUGGUUUGCUCAUUUUCAAAUUGAGAAAGGAAAUUAUCAAGAAGCAAAUGAACAUCUUCUAGCAGCUUACAAUACGUAUGUUACAAUACAUGGGACUGAUACAGAACAAGCUGCUGUACUUCUUAAUGAUCUAGGAGCUGUUAAUUCUCAUACAGGGAACUUAAAAGAUGCUGAGCAUUAUUUGAAAAGUGCCGCUAAACUCAGCAUGAAAUUACCUGAGAUGGAAGAAAUUGGUUCAAUAUAUGCAAAUCUAGGAAUAGUUUUCAUGAAGCAAGGAUUAUUAGAAGAAGCGAAAUCUGCAUGUGGAAAAGCUUGGAAACUUGGAAAUGGAAAUAAGAAUCAUGAAAUUGAAAGUCAAGCAACAUAUUGUUUAAAUGAAUUAAAAAAAGUAUUAAAGUGA